AUGAAGGAAUAUGAGCAAUCAGCAGACUUAUACGACCCUUUAGAUCCUUCAGCUUCCGACCCAGGAAUAUUGAGAAAACACUCCUCUCAAAGAUCUUACACUGCCGGCGGGUUUGUGUAUCCAUCAAUAAGGACAUUUUAUCAUCCUCACCCGCAAGCCGACAAGCUCCCGACUAAGCCAACGCCGCUACCACUUCUUGUUUUUGUUCACGGUCUAGGAGGAAGUGCUGCUCAGUUCGCACCUCUCUUGACUGGGCUGAUUAACGCCGCACCAUGUCUUGCUAUCGAUCUGCCUGGAUGUGGCUUAUCAGACUUUGUCCCUCAAACACGAGAAGCAUACAAGUCAGAAGCACUUGCGGCCUUGAUUGCUGAGGCCAUUACUCAACAUAGAGACGCUGAAAACGGACAGAGGGUGGUUCUGAUAGGUCACAGUAUGGGAUGCUCACUGUCGGCACUGCUCGCAUCAUCAACAUCGCCACUUUCUCAACUUAUCUCGGAACAUAUUACUGGGUUUAUCGCCAUCUGUCCUCGUGCCGAGACUCUGACAGCGAAACAAGUAUCACGACUCCAGCACAUGCGUCACAUGCCUAUUCCUCUGUUCGAAGUCUUUCGUUGGUGGGACAGGCGAGGAGGUGCCGAAAGUCACAGUGUUUCUCGUUACGCAGGUAAAGAUGCAGACUCAGAGACCAAACGACUCCAACUACGGUUCAACGAGCAAAGCAAAUCUGAAGUCUUCAUGGCAAUGGCUCUUGGAUCUAUGCCAAAGUAUCAGAAUGACCAAGCUGUUGGAGGAUUGCCUGGUGAGGCCGUCUGGUCUGGACUUCGGAUCCCUACAUUCUGCAUUGGUGGAGCGGAGGACCUUGUAACACCGCCCGAAAACGUCAAGUUGAUCGCCAAAUGGUUAGGUCGGCAGGUACCACGAGAGCAAACAACCACCAGGGGCAACUCCUUGCCCAGUUCUGCUGGCGAUAUCCCCAUCAUCGAUAACACCCCGAUUGAAGAGAACGGCAAAAACUUCGUCCCGGAGUUUACUGCAACUGGCCAAGAUCUGGUAUCUGAGACUCGACAAGACAGCGCGACGCCAGAUCUUCCGAGAAAACCGAAAUUCGUUCUCAAGACAACAGUACUUCCGCAACCUGCUUCCCAUGCAUUGUUGUACGCUACCUCGACCGUGCGUAUUCUAUCGGGUUUGAUCCAAUCUUUCGUCGCCACACAUGUCGACCAUCGUCUGUCUCUUGGCUGGCAGUUGCAACAUCUGAGCACAGAAGGCAAGUGGGAUGUCAAAAACCUUGCGAAAUGGCAAGCCGUCGAACCCGUCUCAGAGCCCAUCGCUGGCAUUUUCCGAGCACAGAAGACGCUACGCGAGAUUGACGAAGAGCAUACUCCGUCAACGUACGUAAAGCGAUGGGGUGCCAACAGCGGCAUCAAGCACGGUGUCCGCAUGGUCGUCGAUAUCAGCCACGAAAGUCCUGUCUACGACCCUAAAGGGCUUGAGGAAGGCGGUAUCGAGUACCACAAGUUUCCUACAGUCAGCAAGCUGCCACCAACCGUAGAAGAAGUCGCAGCUUUCAGCGCACUAAUCGAUACGUUGAGAGAGCAGCUGAGCAAGUCAGAAGAGCCUGAGGGUGCUGUCAUUGCUGUGCACUGCCAUUACGGCUUCAACAGAACAGGAUUCUUCUUGAUCAGUUACAUGGUGGAGAAGCUGGGUUGGAGACUACAAGAUGCACUGGAAGAGUUCGCAGAGAAGAGAGCCCCAGGCAUUAGACACGAGCAUUUUGUGAACGAGCUCUUUGUGCGUUACAUGACCUUACCACCGUCGACAACCCCCUUCACAACCGCCAAAAUGCCCGGUGUCUCCGUUCGCGAUGUCCCCGCCGACAAGUUCAUCCAGAACUACGCUUCCUUCUUGAAGAGACAGGGAAAGCUCGCCGUUCCCGGUUGGGUCGAUACCGUCAAGACCGGUACCGCCAAGGAGCUCCCUCCCCAGAACGUUGACUGGUACUACGUCCGCGCUGCUGCCGUUGCCCGUCACAUCUACAUGCGCAAGACCGUCGGUAUCGGCCGUCUGCGCAAGGUCCACGGUUCCCCCAAGAACCGCGGUUCCCGCCCUAGCCGUCACGUUGACGCCUCCGGCUCCGUCGACCGCAAGGUCUGCCAGUCGCUCGAGAAGAUCGGUGUCCUUGAGAUCGAUGAGGACAAGGGUGGCCGCCGCAUCACCCAGUCCGGCCAGCGUGAUUUGGACCGUAUCGCCAUGUCCACCCUCGAGGCCGAGCAGGAGGAGGAUGACGAGUAA
Molecule: messenger RNA, 2292 nt
Organism: Aureobasidium namibiae CBS 147.97
Lineage: Eukaryota; Fungi; Ascomycota; Dothideomycetes; Dothideales; Saccotheciaceae
Exons: 4
Coding region: 1-2292 (763 amino acids)
Biological process (GO): protein dephosphorylation; ribosomal small subunit assembly; translation
Cellular component (GO): ribosome; cytosolic small ribosomal subunit
Molecular function (GO): structural constituent of ribosome; protein tyrosine/serine/threonine phosphatase activity; RNA binding
Source: RefSeq, a predicted model, not a curated record